AUGAUUGAGAGGUGGCAUAGAACGAUCAAAGCCGCCAUCAUGUGUCACGAGACCAGUGACUGGUAUGACAUCCUUCCUACAGUGCUGUUAGGUUUAAGAACAACAAUCAAGAAUGACCUUCAGUGUUCUUCAGCUGAGCUGACUUACGGAACACAACGACGAGUCCUAGGGGAAUUUUUCUUUGCGAACGACGAGCCAGAAGUCGACCCUAACAAUUUCGUCGACAAAUUGAGACUCCAGAUGCAUAUCCGAGGAACACAAGCAAGCCACCAUGGCCACCACGAGACUUUUGUUCACCCAGAGCUGUUGGACUGUUCUUACAUCUUUCUCAGACAUGACUCAGAAAGCCGUUACAACCACCAUACACCGGAUGUAUUACGACGUACCGACAAGGUGAUAGUCAGAAACGGAAGGAAAACUACAGUGAGUCUGGACCGAGUAAAACCGGCUUUCAUAUCAGCAGAGUCCUGCACUCCGAUACAUGUGCGGCCCCCAACGCAGCAGGGCCGGACAACACCUGUGUUGACGAGCACCACCACGAGGUCAGAAAGAACGGCUACUGGGAGGGAAGUACUGCGGACGCCUGGAAGUAGGCAACCACUUAUACACCUCAAGCGCAGCCACCUGAAUUUCCAAGGCGCAAGUCUAAGGAGAAAAUGCCAUGGUCAAAAAGUAGCGCUGUAG
Messenger RNA from Zophobas morio, 684 nucleotides. RefSeq lists its product as uncharacterized. The transcript has a single exon. The record is from RefSeq and is a predicted model, not a curated record. The coding region runs from base 1 to 684 and encodes 227 amino acids. Gene Ontology annotation, molecular function: nucleic acid binding. NCBI's taxonomy places the organism in Eukaryota, Metazoa, Arthropoda, Insecta, Coleoptera, Tenebrionidae.